This is a messenger RNA of Thlaspi arvense, 1144 nucleotides long. Lineage: Eukaryota; Viridiplantae; Streptophyta; Magnoliopsida; Brassicales; Brassicaceae. The record is from the annotation of a GenBank genome assembly.
AUAUGAACGUAUAUAAAUUGACUCUUUAAGAUAUUCAAAUAUAUCUGCCGUGUCCGAAACACCAACCAUCUCAAUCCCACGACCUUAUAUUAUAAUACAAUUCAACAUCAUUAUAAAAAUAACAAUUCAAUUAUGUUUUCUUCUUCGAAACACACACAUAGACACAGUAUAAAACCCUCUUUCAACGUACCAUAAAAAUAUCACCACCUCCCCCCCCCCAUAACACAAAAACUCAUCAGCCACCUUCUCAAACAAAUUCAAGAUUUGGCCAUCGAUGGGUUCCGAUCAAACCAAAUCGACCUUGGACACGGAGAAAUCAACCGUGCCAGGAAGCUCCACCACGACGAAGAGUUGUUGGCUAACUCAAGUUGUUCUAAGAUUAUUUUUAUUUGCAGCUACUUUGACAUCAAUUGUGGUAAUGGUUACAAGUAACCAGAGCAAGACAAUUCCUGGAACUCCCAUUCGUAUGCCUGAUGCCAAGUUCACCCACUCGCCGGCUUUUAUAUACUUUGUGGUAGCAUUAUCGGUGGCUUGCUUUUACAGCAUUCUAUCUACACUUGCCACCGUAUCUGCUUUUAAGAAGCCUUCUUCUUGCUCUGCGAUUCUCUUGCUAAAUCUUGCCAUCAUGGAUGUGGUGAUGGUAGGGAUAGUGGCGUCAGCAACCGGAGCAGGAGGUGGAGUAGCGUACAUUGGUCUCAAGGGCAACAAAAACGUGAGAUGGAGCAAAAUCUGUCAUGUUUACGACACAUUUUGCCGUCAUGUCGGAGGCGCAAUCGCUGUCUCAUUGGUCGCGUCGAUCAUCCUCCUCCUCCUCUCCAUCAUAUCAGUCCUCUCCCUUUACAGGAGAAUCCGUUGAUUCACUCUCUUUUUCUUUGAAUCUUUCCUUUGUCAAUUCAUAUAUAGUGAUCUCAUUCUUGUUUUUGCUUUGUUGGUCUGUCGUAGUUGAACUUUGUGUUUUUAACUUUGUAGUAUUAAUUUGUUUUGUUUUCUUUGAUUUUGUAUACUUGUAAGCCGAUGUUUUUAGUUAAUCUAUGUAUGUUGUUUGUAGUGAUGAUUUCCUUCAUAGUUAAAUGUUUUUUCGUUUAAUUUCUUGGAUCCCGUUUGCUACCAAGUUUUAGGCAAUUGUGGUUCAAUACAAUGUUUA